Caenorhabditis angaria is the source of this 1468-nucleotide messenger RNA. The record is from the annotation of a GenBank genome assembly. NCBI's taxonomy places the organism in Eukaryota, Metazoa, Nematoda, Chromadorea, Rhabditida, Rhabditidae.
AUGUCAAGUGUUAAUAGGAGAAAUAGAAAAGAUGAAAAGUGAGUUUUGGUUCUGGGGAUUCUGAAAAUUGGGGAACAGGGGAAUCACAUUUGCGGAUGGAAUUUUCAAAAUAUCGUUUUUGUUUUCAGAUCUGAAGCUGUAAAAGCGGCACAGCCAAAAUCGCGUCGAAGAUCAGCUGAAAAAGCUCAAAGAACCGCUGAAAAAACACAGAGAUUGCAAGAAGAAAGCACCAUAAUUAUUGAUUGGAACAAAGAUUUCAACAUGUCGGUCGACAAAAAAAUGAAAGAAUUUGUCGAGAAAAUGUACAAAAUUGAGACGGAAACCAAAUUGAGCACUCAUUUUUUGAACAAUCUCAUGAAUAUGGCAUCAAACAAUCAAAAAUACACCAAAUAUAUGGAGACUCAACAAAAGAAUCGUAACCCAGAUGUUUUUUGCUUGGAAACAACUCGCGUUAAAUUGAAGGGAGGAACUGAUGGACAAGAUUAUAUUCAUGCAAAUUAUAUCACUGUUGAGAAAGCCAAAAAAGCCUAUAUUGCCACUCAACAUCCAAUGGCAAGUACUAUUGAAGAUUUUUGGAAUAUGGUUGUCAACGAAGAAAUUGAACUCAUUGUUUCUUUGACAAACUUGGUUGGACCUGAUUUUCCAUCAUAUUUUCCAACAAGAAGAAAUAGUUUUACUGAAUACGGUAGUUAUCAAAUCAUUUGUAAAAAUAAUCGACAAACCAGUCUCAAAUAUUCUCCACAGGUUUUGACUCUUGAAAUUGUUCAAGAAGGUUGUGCAAAUGGUUGGAGUGUAAUUUUGUUGAAAUAUCCACAUUGGGCAAAAGGAUCAGUUCCAACAAGUCCAAAAGUUGUCAUGACUUUGAUGAGAAUGAUGAGUAAAGUGGUAAGUCUUGAAUAGGCUCGUUUCAUAUUAGAAUUAUGAUUUUUGUUUAAUUUCAGUUCAAAUUUGCUCCAAUCGUCAUUCACUGUGAAACUGGUGUCAAUCAAUCGGCUGUUUUGAUCUACACUGAUUUGAUUUACAAUCUUCUUCUUGACAAUCAAACAGUUGAUGUGAGUUUUUGAAUCAGUUUCGACAAAAAUUAUCAAAUUUUUUUGGUAUGAAAUUCUGAGACCCUCUAAGCUCAAUCAAAUUCUACUUUUAUUGUUUCAGAUUGAUGAAAUUUUCCAAAGUAUUCGAAAACAACGUGUUUCAAUGCUUUCACAACGCAUUCAUUUUGUCUAUUCGAUUUAUGUUGUCCUUGAAUUCAUCAAGGUAUGUUCUCCGUCGACUAACAAGUUUCAUAAUUUUAUCCAUAACUCAAUUUAAUUUUCAGAUACGAUUCAUCCACAAUAAAACAAUGCCCGAAGUUGUCAAAAUGAUUGAAACUAUGGAAAAAACAUUGGAACCGGAAUUUUCCAAAUUCAUUUCUCCGGAACCCAGUGAGCCAAAGUAUAGUUCGCCAGGGCCAUCCGAUUUAAUGUAUUAA